Messenger RNA from Phanerochaete carnosa HHB-10118-sp, 519 nucleotides. RefSeq lists its product as uncharacterized. NCBI's taxonomy places the organism in Eukaryota, Fungi, Basidiomycota, Agaricomycetes, Polyporales, Phanerochaetaceae. The transcript has 2 exons. The record is from RefSeq and is a predicted model, not a curated record. The coding region runs from base 1 to 519 and encodes 172 amino acids.
AUGCUGGUGUGUUCCGCCGAAACAACGCACGUUCCCAUCAAGCAGGACGCCAAGGCCCUGCUACGGCGCCAGGCGCGGGAUAGGCGUCGAGAGGAGAAGCAUAAGGCCCUGCUGACCCGUGCCGAAUCCAAAGUUGUGCUGGACGGGGCAGAUGUCGGACAAGACGAGACUCUUCUUCCUGUGCAUCAUGUCAACGUUGAUGUCUUCAAGCUUGCAGACGAGGCUGCGAACUUGACUGCAGGUUUGGGGAAUCUUCAUGUUAUAGUCGAGUCCGCCGAGGUCGUCGUGGAUGAAGCACCGACGCCGGAGUUCAUUCCUGCAACGCCAGCCCUCUCCGACACAGUAAUCUUGGGUGGAUCCCCCUCUCCCGCUCUCACCGAAGCGACGCUCGUGGACAUCGUUGCAGACGCUCCUCCCCUCGGCGCUAAGGAACCUCGGCUCAUCGUCGAGGCUCUUGUCGUACGCAAGAUGUCUAUUGACGAAGGCUUCCUAGACUUCGGCGGCUUCUCCGUGAUAUGA